Mugil cephalus (flathead mullet) is the source of this 8853-nucleotide messenger RNA. RefSeq names its product ATP-binding cassette, sub-family A (ABC1), member 7 (gene abca7). The transcript is spliced from 50 exons. Gene Ontology annotation, molecular function: lipid carrier activity; ATP binding; ATP hydrolysis activity. The coding region runs from base 136 to 7281 and encodes 2381 amino acids. The record is from RefSeq and is a predicted model, not a curated record. Gene Ontology annotation, biological process: transmembrane transport; lipid transport. Lineage: Eukaryota; Metazoa; Chordata; Actinopteri; Mugiliformes; Mugilidae. Gene Ontology annotation, cellular component: membrane; intracellular membrane-bounded organelle.
CUCCCGGCUGUCAGAAACAUAGUGGAGUCAAUGUCAAGCUACCGACAGUCGGUGUAUGAGAGACGCCCAGAGGAGGUUUUAAUCACCAGUACUUAAAAAAAGGAUCACAUGAUGGCCAGGUAGCUGCUGUGAGCGAUGGGGUUUUUCAGACAGCUUUCCCUCCUGUUAUGGAAGAACAUCACAUACCGCAGGAGGAACAAGAUCCAGCUGCUUAUCGAGCUCCUCUGGCCGCUCUUCCUCUUCGUCAUCCUCAUCUCUGUUCGUCAUUCGCACCCUCCUUACAAACAGAGCCAAUGUCACUUUCCAAACAAGGCCUUGCCGUCGGCAGGUACCUUGCCCUGGAUUCAGGGCAUUAUCUGCAACAUCAACAACCCCUGCUUCCACACACCGACACCGGGGGAGACGCCAGGACAAGCUGGCAACUUUGACAACUCCAUACUCUCUCGUCUUCUCGUGGACGUUCAGUCGGUUCUGUCCAACAACAGAAACCGGAGCUUCUCUGGAUUUCGGGAGCUGAUGGAGGGCAUCCAGAAGUUGGGAGAAAACCGUGGACCUUGGCCAAAUCUCCGUGUUAAAGAAUGUCUGAAAGCCAAUGAGACGUUCUCCACCUUCCUCCUGACCAAUGGCAGCGUGUCGCCUGUGACUAUGAACGAGCUGCUCAACGCUCGUCUUACUUUUCAGGCUUCACUGACCGAAGGACAGGUGCAGCUCAGGGAGUUGGUGUGCAACGCGACCAUGCUGUCGCAGUUGUUGACGAUGGACGGAGGAGAAGCCGCCGUGAAUGACCUUAAGAAUCAGCUGUGUGGCCUUCCAGAUGACGUCCUGCAGGAGGCCGAGACCCUUUUCAUGUCUCAGCUCGACUUGACCAAGAUUUUAACGAGAGAUCGUCUGAUGGUCAACGCCGGAGACCUCAUGGUGAUCAGUCAGGCCGUCACUACGAUUUCCAAGGAGCUCACUCUCUUCAUGGACGAUUUCUCCUCCCUCUCCAGUUUUACAGAGAUGAGCACGGCCCUUCGUCUUCUGUCUCCAGAAAACCUCACGGCGGUGCCCAGAGAAAGCUUCAGAGCUUUCACAAGAGUCAUGUGCGGUCACAACGAGAUCGACGGCGAGCGCAUCCCGUCGCUCAACUGGUACGAAGACAAUGACAUCAAGUCUUUCCUGGGCAAAAAUGGCACUGAGGACUUGGACCUGGACGGUGACAACAACACGACUCCAUUUUGUAAAAAUUUAAUCCGGGGUCUUGAGUCCAACCCUCUGUCUCGCAUUGUGUGGCGAGGAAUCAAACCUCUUUUCAUUGGGAAACUGCUGUACACGCCAGACACUCCCGCCGUGCGACAAGUCAUGAAAGAGGUCAACAGGACUUUUGAAGACCUGCAGAUUCUCCGGGAGCUGAAUGACGCCUGGACCGAGGUCGGACCGCGAUUCAAGAACUACAUGGAGACCAGCGUGGAGGUUCAGCUGCUGCGGGAUUUGCUGCGGCGCCCGGAGAUAGCUGUGCUGGUGAACCUGCGUUUGGAGGACACGUCGUGGACGGCGUCGCGGAUCGCACGCUUCCUGUCUACUCCCCCGCCCAACAUCCCGAAGAGGCCUGGAGCACCACCUAACUGGCUGGAUGUCUACAAGGAUGUCAACCGCACCAUCACCACUCUCGCACAAGUCACUGAGUGUUUCUCGCUGAACAAACUAGAGGGGCUGAAGACUGAGGGACAGCUGGUUACCAGAGCACUGGAGCUACUGGAGAAAAGGGAAUUCUGGGCAGGUGUGGUUUUCCUGCUGCCUAACGUCUCCUCCCCUAAGCUGCCGCCACACGUCACCUACAAGAUUCGAAUGGACGUCGAUGACGUGACUCGAACCAACAAGCUCAAGGACAAGUUCUGGGACCCUGGUCCAGCUGCUGACCCGUUCAGUGACAUGCGCUACAUUUGGGGCGGCUUCGUCUACGUUCAGGACCUGGUGGAAAGAGCUGUGAGCCGCGUGCUCACCGGAGUCCAACAGAGCACCGGCAUCUACAUCCAGCAGAUGCCCUACCCCUGUUACGUGGAUGAUGUUUUCCUUCGAGUGCUGAACCGCUCUCUGCCCCUCUUCAUGACGCUGGCCUGGAUCUACUCGGUGGCCAUGAUCAUCAAAGGCGUGGUGUACGAGAAGGAGGCGAGGCUGAAGGAAACCAUGAGGAUCAUGGGUCUGGGAACGGGAACGCUGUGGCUCAGCUGGUUCAUCAGCAGCAUCGUUCCUUUCCUGGUCUCUGCGGGGCUUCUUAUCGCUCUGCUCAAGUGGGGCGACAUCUUGCCAUACAGCAACCCGACCGUCAUCUUCUUUUUCCUCACUGCCUUUGCCACCGCCACAAUCAUACAGUGUUUCCUCAUCAGCACUUUCUUCUCCAAGGCCAACCUGGCCGCUGCCUGUGGGGGGCUCAUCUACUUCAGCCUCUACCUGCCCUACGUGCUCUGCGUCGCCUGGAGAGACCACCUCAACACCACACACCGAGUCUUAGCUAGUUUCCUGUCUCCUGUGGCUUUUGGCUUUGGCUGUGAGUAUUUCUCCCAGUAUGAGGAGCAAGGCGUGGGCAUCCAGUGGUACAACCUGCAGUCCAGCCCGGUGCAAGGAGACACGUACAGCUUCACUGUGUCCAUAACCAUGCUCUAUGUGGACGCCUUCAUCUACGGCAUCGCAGCCUGGUACAUCGAAGCAGUGUUUCCUGGUGAGUAUGGGAUACCCAAACCCUGGUACUUCAUCUUUCAGAUCAACUACUGGGGUGGAGCUCCUCUUGAGGCAGGAAUGCCGAUCCCGCCUGCACCCCCAGAGCAGAAUGAAGAUCACAUUGAACCAGAACCCAGUAAUUUGAUCCUUGGCGUGAGCAUCAGAAAUCUGGUGAAAAUCUACAAAAAUGGAGGAAAGCUGGCCGUCAACCACCUGAACCUGAAGUUCUACGAGGGACAGAUCACCUCCUUCCUCGGCCACAACGGAGCCGGCAAAACCACCACCAUAUCUGUCUUGACUGGCCUGUUCCCGCCCACCUCUGGAACCGUGUACAUCAAGGGGAUGGACAUCCGCUACAACAUGGACAGCAUUAGAAGGACUCUGGGAGUUUGUCCGCAGCACAAUGUCCUGUUUGACAUUCUAACAGUGGAGGAGCACGUGUGGUUUUACGGCUGCUUGAAGGGCUUGUCUGAAGAUGAGGUGAAGGCUGAGCUGGACAUUUUGCUCGAAGACGUCGGCCUCCUGCACAAACGACAUGAACAGACCAAGAAUCUCUCUGGUGGCAUGCAGAGGAAGUUGUCUGUGGCAAUAGCAUUUGUCGGCGGCUCAAAGGUGGUUGUCCUGGACGAGCCCACCGCUGGUGUCGACCCCUACUCCCGCAGAGGGAUAUGGGACCUGCUGCUAAAAUACCGAAAAGACCGAACCAUCAUCCUGUCCACUCACUACAUGGAUGAGGCGGAGCUGUUAGGAGACCGGAUCGCCAUCAUCUCUCAGGGGAAACUGCGCUGCUGCGGCUCACCGCUCUUCCUGAAGUCCCGCCUGGGGUCUGGUUACUACCUCACUGUGGUGAAGAGGGAAGGAAUGGAAACAAGCACUCCCAGUAGUUCCAGCAUCUGCACCAGUACCAGCAUCAGCACCAACAAGCUGCCCCCUCUAGUCAAGGACAGUGAGUCGUCCCUGAGUGAAGACACUGGCCUGGGAAGUGAGGACAGCAGCUCAUACAUGGCGGCUUUGCUCUCCCUGGUGCAGCACCACAUCCCAGGGGCGAGGCUGGUGGAGGACUCGAGACGCGAAGCAGUCAUCAACCUGCCUCAGACGGCCGCCAAGGACAGCAGCCUCGCCAUCUUCCUGUCUGAACUGGAUCGCAGGCUGCCCGAGGUGGGCGUCAGCAGCUACGGCCUCUCAGACAGCACACUGGAGGAGAUCUUCCUGCGAGUAGCGGAUGAAACUGGGGUCGACGCUGAACUGGAGCUGCAGGCUGAGUCUCCCAACCACCAGCAGCCACCAGGGCAGAGUUCAGAUCCUGUUGAAGAACCUGAGACAGGAAGGAAAAGGCUUCACAAACAAGAACCUCAGGAGACGGACCCGCUGAGUGAAGAUGGCCGAGUUAGGGUGAUGACCGGCUGGUGGCUGACGUGGCAGCAGCUGAGAGCUCUUUUCAUCAAGCGCUGGCUUUACGCUCGAAGGAGCCGCAGGGGAUUCUUUGCUCAGAUUGUUCUCCCUGCUGUGUUCGUGCUGGUCGCCCUGCUCUUCAGUCUCAUCGUUCCACCAUUUGGGAAGUACCCCGCCCUGGAGUUGCAGCCCUGGAUGUAUGGAGAACAGUACACCUUCUUCAGCAAUGAUGCCCCUGGUAAUACAGCCAUGGAGAACCUGCUGGAAGCUCUCCUGGACCAGCCAGGGUUUGGUACCAAGUGCAUGGAGAAAGAGGACGAGGACAACAGCACGAGUCCUCAGUGUGACAGAGAGCGCAGCGGCCUGUUCAUGAGGCCGCAGAUUCCCUACUCCACCUGGCAGAUGUUCAGCAAAGGCAACUGGAGCAGAGACAGACCCUCGCCUGAAUGUCAGUGCAGCACAGAGGAACAGAGACGGAUGCUUCCCGAGUGCCCGCAAGGUGCUGGUGGGAUGCCGCCUCCGCAGAUUAAGAGGUCGACGGGAGACAUCCUCCAAAAUCUGACGAGCUAUAACAUCACUGAUUACCUGGUGAAGACCUACUCUCAAAUCCUCAAGAAAAGCCUAAAAACCAAGAAGUGGGUGAAUGAAUUCAGGUAUGGAGGCUUCUCCCUCGGAGGCAACGCCACCCAGACUUUCUCUAAUAACCACCAUCUCGAAGACUCGGUCAUGGCAAUCAGGACUCGUUACAGAGUCCAACAGAACAGUUCUCUGGAUCAUCUGCUGAACAGGCUGCCGGAUGUUCUCGGAGGAAUGAACAGUCAAAACAACGUCAAGGUGUGGUAUAAUAACAAAGGCUGGCAUGCCAUGGUGUCUUUUGUCAACGUGAUGAACAACGGCCUGCUGAGAGCGAGUCUGCCGCCGGGUCCGGAGAGGAGAAGACACGGCAUCACGGCCUACAAUCACCCACUCAACCUCACCAAGGAGCAACUCACAGAAAUAGCCUUGAUGACCACUUCAGUGGACGUUCUGGUUUCCAUCUGCGUGAUCUUUGCCAUGUCCUUUGUGCCGGCCAGCUUCGUCCUCUUUCUGAUCGAGGAGCGAGUCAGCAAAGCCAAACACCUGCAGUUCGUCAGCGGGGUCAAACCAAUCCUGUACUGGCUGGCCAACUUCGUCUGGGACAUGUUGAACUACACCGUCCCUGCGACCAUAGUGGUUCUGAUCUUCAUCUGUUUCCAGCAGCAGUCGUACGUCUCUGAGACCAACCUGCCUGCCCUCAUCCUGCUCCUCCUUCUCUAUGGAUGGUCCAUCACUCCUCUGAUGUACCCAGCAUCCUUUGUUUUCACCGUUCCAAGCACAGCUUAUGUUUUCCUGACCUCCAUUAACCUCUUUAUUGGAAUCAAUGGCAGCAUCGCCACCUUCGUCCUGGAGCUGUUUGUAGAUGAGUAUCUGAACGAGGUGAACAGGAUCCUGAAGAAAGUGUUUUUAAUUUUCCCUCAUUUCUGCUUGGGACGAGGACUUAUCGACAUGGCUAAAAACCAGGCCAUGGCAGACGCCUUCGAGAGACUAGGCACCAAACAGACCCUGAAUCCUCUCGAGUGGGACUUUGUAGGGAAGAACCUGUUCGCGAUGGCAGCUGAAGGUGUCGUCUUCUUCAUCUUCACCGUACUCCUGCAGUACAAGUUCUUCAUUCGCUUCAGGCCGUGGUGGUCCGAGCCCGAGAUCCCUCCGCUUGGUCCAGAGGAUCAGGAUGUAGCCAAGGAGAGAGAGAGGGUCAAGAGUGACAAGACUCGGUCAGACAUCCUCACCAUGAUUGAUCUGAGCAAGGUUUAUAAAGCAGGCCGAAAGCCAGCUGUAGAUCGUCUUUGCCUCGGGAUUCCCCGAAGUGAGUGUUUUGGUCUUCUCGGGGUGAACGGAGCAGGGAAGACUUCUACAUUUCGCAUGCUGACUGGAGAUACACCCAUCACUCACGGAGAGGCCUACCUGAACCAAUACAGUGUGCAGACAGAUAUGGAGCGAGUCCACCAGCUGAUGGGUUACUGUCCGCAGUUUGACGCCAUCAGUGACCUGCUGACUGGUCGGGAACAUCUGGAGCUGUACGCCCGCCUGCGGGGGGUGCGAGAGGAGUCUGUCGCCAAGGUGGCGCAGUGGGGGGUGAAGAAGCUGGGCCUAACUCAGUAUGCAGAGCAGGAGGCUGGAGGCUACAGCGGAGGCAACAAGAGGAAACUCUCCACGGCCAUCGCCCUCAUCGGAGCUCCACCCGUUAUAUUCCUGGAUGAGCCCACCACUGGCAUGGACCCAAGAGCCAAACGGUUUCUGUGGAACUGCAUCCUCAGCGUCACCAAAGAGGGAAGAGCUGUCGUACUCACCUCCCACAGUAUGGAGGAGUGUGAGGCUCUCUGCACCAGAAUGGCCAUCAUGGUGAACGGCAGGUUUCAGUGUCUCGGAUCUGUACAACACCUGAAAAACAGGUUCGGUGACGGAUACACCAUCAUCAUCCGUUUGGCCGACACUAAAGCCGACCCGGAUUCGUGCCCCGUCAGCGCCUACAUCAAGAACUCCUUUCCCAGCAUCGAGCUGAAGGAGCAGCACCAGAACGUGCUGCAGUACCAGCUGCCCUCACAAGGCUGCUGCCUGGCUCGCGUCUUUGACCUGCUGGCUAACAACCACGAGGAGCUGGGAAUCAGCGACUUCUCUGUUUCACAGACCACGCUGGACCAGGUGUUCGUCAACUUCGCUAAGGAGCAGACCGACGACGACUGCCUCACAGAUGUGGUCAUCAGCAACGGGACAGUACAACCAAACCAGCCCGCCCAAAUCAACCCUCCCACCAUCCAACCGCCACCACCAGUCACACCUCCUCCGCUUAGCAAAACUCCACCAGUGCCUGGGACGUCAUCUGACAGCCAUCCAAAAGCAGCUAAACCAAAAAAGGCAAAGGCUGGCAAGGUCAAAUCUGACAGAAAAACAGAGAAAAGCAGCGGUGUGCCACUGAGUAGAUUGCCGCAGCCAGAGGACGGGGAGACGCCUCGGACGAGCCGGAGGGGCAGCAGCGAAUCAGACAACAGUGGCGGCAGUGGUGUGCAGGGAGAAUCCAGUAAAUCUCACGGGUCCAAACAGGAAGUGGAGAGCUCCAGCAAAGAUCCCUCUGCACUCUUUAUAGUUGGUCCCAAAUCUAAAGACAGUGCGGUGUGAGGUGGACUGGUGCUCGAGUGGACCAAAGACAGACAAAAGCUUUUUACUACUUCCAGUUUUUUCAUCUGAAUGCUGCACAGUGUUUACAGCAACAACAUCUGAGCUCUUUAAAGUCUGUUGGUAUGACGUGAACAGUGGAAAAGAUGUUACUGUCUGAAAAAAGAAAAAGAGUGCAGCUCUGAAGAAAGGACCACUAGUUCUUCCUAGUAAUGGCUCCGGUGCCUUGUUCACCUGUUCGCACAUCUGUAUCUUUAUCCCAUUAUAUUGGUAGAUAAAUGUUGUACUGUCUUUUCUUUGUGUAUCACUUUUAUCUCCCCCAAAGCUGUGGUGUUCCUCAGGGCUCAGUCAUUAGACCUCCAACAAUCUCAUCUUCAUUUUGCACUUUAAAAAAGAAAAUGCUGCAAACUCUCAAAACGGUAGCUAAACGUGUUAAAAUGUUAGUUAUUGAAAUUUCUUUAUAGAUACAAAAGCAUUUGAUGGGUUGUGUCAGUAUCUCUUAUCAUACUGCUAUUUAAUUGUUGAAUACCUCUUGAUUAUUUAAGGAUGACAUUUAAAAUGUUUAACAAAUCCCUUAUUUGUUUUCUUUUCUUCUGUCAAAAUGAUUUUUUUUUUUGUUUUUUUUUAUUUUAUUAUUUUUGUGAUUUGUUGUUGGCUAACAGUGUCCCUGUAUUAAUGAGGAGUAAAAGAGGCUGCCUCUUUAUUUUCUCUUUUUUAAUUACAAAGUUCUAUUUCGGUUUUUAACCUUUCGAUAUCGUCCGAGUAGGACUCAGAAAUCCAAGCUUGGGAGUUGAGGAAACUUUAUUUUAAGCACCAGUCUGUUGGAUUUACUGCCAUCUAGUGGUGAGGUUGCGGAUUGCAGCAAACUAAAUAUAUGUUUAUGUUAGGACAACCUACCAAGGCUACAUAAAGCUAGAGAGACGCUCUUUAAAGCCAUUGCAUUUUGGGAUACUGUGGCAACAUGGUGGACCCUUCAUAUGAAGAUAUCAAAGAAACAAACACAAUUAUUCGAUUAAUAGACAGAUCCACUUUUUUUUACUGUAAUCAGACUAUUGCAUUAAUAUUUUUAUUAUAAAUUAUAACACAGAAUGCUCCCAAUUUAUUUAAAGAAUAAUAUAUGAUUUUUUUGUUGUCGUUUUUAUAUAAAACUCUUUAUUUAUUUGUUUCUGUUAAAUCUAUGAUGUAGUUGACUGCUGAAUGUCCAAAGCGGGUUGUUACUGCACUGUAAUGCACUGUUACACAUUUAAGAUUGUUACGAUAGUAACUACUGUAUAUGCAUGAGACAAACAUCAGAAGGAUUUACUCCAAAAUGCAAACUGUUUUUAAAAUGUUCUCUUCCAUGUCCAUCUCCACUGUGUUCUUUGAGAAGAAAAAAAAAAGAUCUCUGAAGGAUAAUGUUAAAAAGGUUAAAAGUGUUGAAAUGUGCAAAUAAUCGAAACGAAGCUGGAUGUCUCAUAUUGGAAUGAAAGUCUGUAUUAGUUGAUGUGUCGUUGUACUUGAACAUGAAUGUACCUGCUAUGAGAAGUGUGUUAUGUCCUGAUCAGAUAUGCUAGAAUAAAGAAAAAAAAACAUGUC